Cannabis sativa is the source of this 642-nucleotide messenger RNA. RefSeq lists its product as uncharacterized. The coding region runs from base 1 to 642 and encodes 213 amino acids. The transcript has a single exon. The record is from RefSeq and is a predicted model, not a curated record. NCBI's taxonomy places the organism in Eukaryota, Viridiplantae, Streptophyta, Magnoliopsida, Rosales, Cannabaceae.
AUGGAAAAAGAGCAACUUGAAGAAAAUGCUACAGCAAUUCCUCAUCAAAAUGCAGCAGAGAAGUUACUUAGCAAGCCACCUCAACCAUUUCCUCAAAGAUUUAAAAAGCAGCAAGAAGAUGGUCAAUUCCGAAGAUUUCUUGAUGUUCUAAAGCAUCUCCACAUCAACAUACCAUUAGUGGAAGAUUUAGAGCAAAUGCCCAAUUAUGUAAAGUUUUUGAAGGACAUGUUGACAAAGAAAAGGAGGCUAGGUGAGUUUGAAACAGUGGCUUUGACGGAAGGGUGUAGCGCCAUGUUGAAGAGCAAAAUUCCUCCUAAGUUGAAAGACACGGGAAGUUUUACAAUCCCAUGUACCAUUGGCGGAAGAGAUGUGGGCAGAACUUUAUGUGACUUGGGAGCUAGUAUUAAUUUAAUGCCCAUGUCUAUUUUCAAGAAGUUGGGAAUUGGAGAAGCAAGGCCAACCACCGUCACUUUGCAAUUAGCAGAUCAUUCCAUGGCCCAUCUGGAAGGAAAAAUUGAAGAUGUUUUGGUACAAGUUGAUAAGUUCAUUUUUCCGGUUGAUUUCAUCAUUCUUGAUUAUGAGGCGGAUAGAGAAGUUCCUAUUAUUUUGGGAAGGCCACUCCUCACUACCGGGAGGACCUAG